AUGCCACGGGGAAGGCGUCCUGGUCCUGGCACUGCCGAGGAAAAAGCCGCCAUUCGCCGCGAGAAAGUACGCUUGAAUGUCCAGGCAUAUCGGAAGCGAAAGGCCCAGUCUGAAAGAGACACCUCGGAUCCGCCUAGAACCAACUUACGAUGGGUGGAGGAUACGAAAUGGCAGAAUGAGUACAAGCAGCAACGUCUGACGCCCCAGCAAGAAGACGAAGAAGAUUCGGGCUAUGCCUCGCCAGCAACCACCUUGACCCUCAGUAGCGACCAAGAUGCCUCGAGUACCAUGGUCUAUGCGUCUCCACGUACGCUUCGAGCCCCAGAUCCUGAAAAGCAGUACUCGUUGUCGCUAUUAGCCGCCUUCCCCGAACGUUUUCUGCCCAAUCAGCUAUCUCUACCACUUUAUCAGGACGUUCAGACUCCGAGGACUCCUUGUGCCCUAUGGGUCACCACAGCCACUAAGCAAGCCCGUAUGCAAGAGUCUGGGGCGCUGACCGAUGUUCUGCAUGCCAUUGUGCUGGCAGUGACGGGCAUGGACCAUCAGAGGACCGACAUACAAAUCCGCGCGCAACAGCUCUACACCCAGAGCCUCGUAAAGACUCGGCGGAGCCUCGCGCCAGUUCUGGCCAACAACCAAGUCGCCACCAAGACUGACAUCCUGAAUUUGAUCUUAUCAUGUCAUGCCGCCGCAGUAUACGAACUCCUGGUCAAUGGCUCGUUAACAGACAUGCUCAGGCACGUGACUGGAAUCAGCCUCCUGAUCGAACAUCAGCGACACAUGGCAGACUUCUCGUCCUUGGCCGGAGAUAGCCUCGUCGAAGAGUAUCGGAUGCUCGAGAUUCAUUUCUGUCUGGUUCAAAGACGGCUCUCCACAAUAGGCCGCAUUAAGCAAAUGAGCACGAAUGAAAACCUCCCCUUUAAAGAGUCAGUCGCCCACUCUGAGACCGGCUUAGUCACCAGACUCUUGAAUUUGGCCGACCAGAUCUUGCCAAUCAUGGUAGAGCUGGACUCAUACACGCAAACCAAUCCAGCUACCGCAGGCCAACUUAUGAAACUUGUACAGCUGGCCUUAAGCCUGCACGCACAGCUCGAUGCCUGGUCCACCUUUCUUCAUGGCCAAUCGUUUCCAGCAUCUCCGAGAUCUGAAUCCUCCUUCGAUGCAAGCGAGCCCUUGGACCUCAGUCAGAUCACCCAGUACGAGUUCGCGUCGUGCUACAUGUUCAGUUUGUCGUACGACCUUCACGCCAUCGGUGUCUGCAUCGAGUCAGUCGAAGCUUUAGCGCGACGAACCAAGAACACCCACCACGCAGAGCUCGCGAAACCCUCAGCACAGAUCCUUUUACUACGAACCAAGAAUCUCGCCGUGGCCGGCUCCAUCCUGGAGCUGAUGCCCUACUUCUUCCAACGUGACAAGGGCAUCAUUGGCCGAUCCAUCGCCAUCUGGCCGCUUGAAGCCGUGUGGCUAUCGCUUGAUGCUGAAAACCAGCGGCUCGACUGGGACGAAGACGUCUGCAAUGCCAAGAACAUCUCAGGAGACUUCAAGCAUCGCACGCGCGAGAACAAGGUCUUGGUCGCCAAGUAUCUUAGCAUGUGUCGACAGACGGGCCACAGAGCUCGCAGCUUUGGGUUGCCGCUGCUCCAAGAGCGGCCUCUUGAUGAAGAAGCUGACAUCCUGGCCGCAGGGACGACAGCAGCUGCAGAGGAUUCCAAGGGCAGGGUGCAGAGCAUCUACUCGGAGUCUGAAGGCGCGGUGUGA
Molecule: messenger RNA, 1758 nt
Organism: Cyphellophora europaea CBS 101466
Lineage: Eukaryota; Fungi; Ascomycota; Eurotiomycetes; Chaetothyriales; Cyphellophoraceae
Exons: 1
Coding region: 1-1758 (585 amino acids)
Source: RefSeq, a predicted model, not a curated record